AAAAACUAAAUAAACAAGAAAAAUAAGAAAAAAAAAAUAGAGAAAGAGAGAAAGAGAAAGAAUAACCACGCAACAGAAAACGGAGUCAGGAUGAACACCACAGCGGUAACACCUGGAGGAGGAGGAGGAGGAGGAGGAGGAGGAGGAACAGGAGCAACAUCAUCACCACCAUCAGGAGGCGGUGUAGUAUCUGAAUUUUACCGUGACCGCAGUUUGCUGAUCACGGGGGCCACGGGGUUCAUGGGGAAGGUCCUGGUGGAGAAGUUGCUGAGGUCCUGCCCCGGGAUAUCCUGCAUCUACCUGCUCAUGAGACCCAAAGGCGGCCAGGACGUGAGGGCAAGACUGGAUGAACUGCUGAACUCAAAGCUCUUCGACCAGCUUCGCGCCACAUCCCCGGAGGCCCUGCGGUGUCUGGUGCCAAUACAGGGGGACAUCAUGCUGCCAGGGCUCGGAGUGGCACCUCAGGACGCCGCCACGCUGAUUUCCAGAGUUUCAGGUGUUCAUGCAGCUGCCACCGUGAAAUUUGACGAGGCUCUCAAACUGUCGCUGCAAAUGAAUGUCCUGGGUACAAAACGCCUGGUGGAGCUUUGUCACAAGAUGGAGCGGCUGGUGGCCCUCAUCCACGUGUCCACCGCCUACUGCAACUGUGAUCGUGGGGAGGUGAAGGAGAUGGUGUACCCGCCCCCCACCGACCCCUACAAACUCAUCCAACUGGUAGACUGGAUGGAUGACGACACUUUCAACCACCUCACGCCUAAGCUGAUUGGCUCUCGUCCCAACACCUACACAUACACCAAGGCGCUGGCGGAACAUGUGCUGGUGCAGGAGGCCGCCUCACUCCCCCUCGCCAUUGUCAGACCCUCCAUAGUGGCGGCAGCGUGGCGUGAACCAUUGCCGGGCUGGGUGGACAACCUGAACGGACCAACGGGGCUCAUUGUGGGGGCCGGGAAGGGGAUGCUGCGGACCCUACACUGCCGAGGGGAGCUGGUGGCCGACCUCAUCCCUGUCGACAUUCCCAUUAACCUGCUGAUUGUGGCGGCCUGGUACACUGCUACUCAGAGGAAGAACGGGGAGCUGCUGGUGUACAACUGUGUGUCCGGCAUGGAGCGUCCAGUGCGGUGGGGUGAGAUCAACAAGCACGGGAUGUCAGCGCUGAGGAGGAACGCGAUGAAUGACGUCGUGUGGUACCCCAGUCUGAGGUUCACACAGCACAAGGCUCUCAACACCAUCGCUGUCUUGCUGCAACACUGGCUCCCCGCUUACCUCAUGGAUGCUGCUGCUAAACUGGCUGGCAAGAGACCAAUCAUGGUCAGAAUCGCGCAGAAGCUAGACCGCGCUGCCUCCUGCCUCGAGUACUUCACAACACAUGAGUGGCACUUCUGCAAUGACAAUGUGCAGGGGCUGUGGGCGGCACUCUCUGACACUGACCAGCACACCUUCAACUUUGCCCUCUCUGCCCUGCACUGGCCUACCUACAUGGAGCAGUACUGUCUAGGCACCAAGCGUUAUGUCAUGAAGGAAGAGCUCACCACACUGCCCACUGCUCGACGCCAUCUCUCCAAGAUGUUUUGGGUGCAUCAGCUGGUGAGGUUCAUGGGUGCAGCCGCCCUCACAGCCCCCCUCCUCUUCUCCUUCGCUGCCCAAAGUGAUGUGGUGGGUGCAGCAGGCGUGGCGGGUGGUGGUGGUGGUGGUGGCGUGGCGGCUGGUGAUGCUGAGAAGUAGAGCGGCACGGCGGAGUUGGGCAGCGCUGUUCCGCCUCCUGCUAAGAUUACUUACCUAUUUGCCGCUUUUCAAUAGGAUAUGAUGAGCGGUGCCAUUCGUCUAGGCUGUUGUUUAAGCUACUUCUAUUACUAUUACUACUAUUAUUGCUACUACUACUACUACUACUACUAUUACUACUACUAUUGCUGCUGCUGCUUAUACUAUUGUUGUGUAUAUGCUUGUUUUUUUUUCUCCGUUUUUUUUAUCAUUGCUGCUAUUUCUACUACUACUACUACUACUACUACUAC
Portunus trituberculatus (swimming crab) is the source of this 2009-nucleotide messenger RNA. RefSeq names its product putative fatty acyl-CoA reductase CG5065. NCBI's taxonomy places the organism in Eukaryota, Metazoa, Arthropoda, Malacostraca, Decapoda, Portunidae. Gene Ontology annotation, molecular function: alcohol-forming very long-chain fatty acyl-CoA reductase (NADP+) activity. Gene Ontology annotation, cellular component: peroxisome. Gene Ontology annotation, biological process: long-chain fatty-acyl-CoA metabolic process. The record is from RefSeq and is a predicted model, not a curated record.